AUCAUAAUGAAUCACAGCGGCUCUGAAGCGCGAGAAGCUGGAGCUGUCUGACGGAAUUGGAUAGUUACGGAAAGACUCUUUGUUUGUUGAUAUUGAGCUUUUUUUUCUAUUUUUAUUUUUUUUCACGCCAGUAAUAAAAGUGGACAGAUAUUAGGCUAACAGUGCUUUAUCUCCAGGAUCCUUCUUUAAGGAGCCAUGGAUUAUUUUACUCGUCAAACUUUUUUAAAAUGUGCUUUUUUCAUCUUCACAGUUGUCAGGAGCAGUUGUGCUCUGUUGGAAAGAGCAGUAGAAGAUCCAGCACAUCCAAAUCCUCUCGACUCCAGUCCAGUAGAAGACAGUGAAAUUUCCUUCUGUGAUUUUGAAUCUCCAUGUUCUUGGACGUUAUCCAAUCACAGCGCUGGAGGGGACUGGUAUGUCACAUCACCACAGCAACACAGAUCCAAUAGACGGGGUGUCCAACCAAUCAAAGAUUAUUCCACUGGAAAAUCUGAAGGCCAUUUUCUGUUACUAAAGCCCAGCUUAACUCAUUUCGCUGCUGGCAGAUGUAGUUUCCACAUGACCAGUCCUGUAGUGCACAGCAGUGGGCCACUUUGUCAUCUUCGUCUCGCUCGUUUCCAACUGGAACCACAUACAGGAAACAUAUCCGCCUUUGUGAAACACACUGACCACUCUGUCAUCAAACCUAUAGCCCUUACAGUCAAAGAACAAGGAACUGGCAGGCCGCAGUGGGAGGUGCUGGAGGCUCUGAUUGGCCAGUUAGAUGAGCCUUUCCAGGUGACAGUGCAGUACUCUUCCUGCAGCAGCCAUGAAGUCGGAUUUCUGGCAUUUGAUUCGCUGGAGCUGAAGAAUUGUGUCAUGGUUGAUGAUUAUUUGGAUUUGGGUUCAGACUGUGAGAAAUACUCAUCACUUCACUGUCAUUCUGGAGGCUGCAUUGAGAAGCGAAGAGUGUGUGAUUUUCAUACUGACUGUCCACAAGGGGAAGAUGAGGGCUUAAUAUGCAACUCCUUACCUUUGGGCUCAUACUGUUCAUUUGAGUUGGGAUCCUGUGGAUGGUCAGUGGCUGAUUCACAGUCCUCCUGGAGACUAGUUAGUGGACAACAGCUGACUGAAGACACAGAUCUACUGAGCACAACUCUGCAAAACACUCAAGGGCACUUUCUUUUCUUAAAGGCCAGAGGUCGCAGUGAGGAAAGUGAGGCGUUGGUUCAAACCCCAGCUCUCCCUGCAACUAUAUCCAAUCAGGACUGUCAGUUGCAGUUCUCUCUGUAUCUGUACGGGGACUUCAAUGGAACGGUGCUCCUGUCAGUGCUGGAGAAUGGAAUGUCAGCAUCUCCACUGAUUUGGGAGCGAUCUGGACACUGGAAGGAUGCCUGGCAAGAGAUCACUCUGCCAAUUACUGAGAUCUUAAAAGGCUUCCAUCUUAAAGUGCAGGCCUUCUGGACUUCUGGAUCUAAGGCGGACAUUGCACUGGAUGACAUUUCAUUAAGUGCAGCAUGUUUUGACACAGAACUAAAUGAACUGCUUCUUGGACAAGGACUACCUCAUGAUUUGGACUCCUUCAGUCCUCUCCCAGAACCCUCAGCGUCAGAGGUGUCCCAAAUAACAUGGUGGUUUACUUCCUGUGGAGCAAGCGGACCUCUAGGUCCGACUCAAGCCCAGUGUGACAGUGCCUACCGCAACAGCAAUGUCAGUGUGGUGGUGGGGAAGGAGGGCCCUCUCAGGGGGGUUCAGAUGUGGAGGGUUCCAGCUACCAACAUGUACAAGAUUUCAGCCUAUGGAGCCGCAGGAGGCAAAGGAGCAAAAAACCAUAACAAGCGCUCACAUGGUGUCAUCAUCUCAGCUAUCUUCCCACUGGAGAAAGGUGACAUACUCUACAUCCUAAUUGGACACCAAGGAGAAGAUGCCUGUCCAGGAAGGAACUCCCUGACCCAUGAAAUCUGUCUUGGGGAGUCUUCUGUGAUAGAGGAUGGUUUUGACAGCGAUGGUUUGGUCUUGAAGUGGGCAGGGGGCGGAGGUGGUGGUGGGGGAGCCACAUACAUUUAUCGGAUGGAGAAUGGGGAACCAGUGCCUUUGCUGAUUGCAGCAGGAGGAGGAGGAAAGGCCUACCUGGAGGACCCUGAAAGCAGCCUGGACCAGAUUUUUCUGGAACAAUAUGAGAAUGACACAUCCGCCCCUAGUGUCAAUGGCAAAUCCGGAGCAGCAGGUGGAGGAGGUGGAUGGGGUGACCUGUCUUCACUCCCCUGGGCAGGGAAAUCUCUUGUCGAAGGAGGUCAAGGAGGCUCAUCCUGUCCUGAGGCUCUGUCUGUGCUGGGAUGGGCUACAUUUGGAGGGUUUGGGGGAGGAGGGGGCGCUUGCACUGCUGGCGGCGGUGGUGGAGGAUACAGAGGUGGUGAUGUGCCCCUUCUUGAUGGCAUCACAGCAGAUGGACAAGAUGGUGUCUCUUUUGUUCACCCCAUGGGAAAGAUAUUUCUACAGCCACUUGCAGCUAUGGAGAGUCAUGGGGAAGCUGAGAUCGAGGUGUAUCUAAAUUGCAGCCACUGUCAGACCCAGAGCUGUAAGAGAGAUGAAGAUCCCAGACUCAUCCUCUGCCUGUGCGACAGCGAUGAGGUUCUUGCACCAGACAACGUCACCUGCCUAGCAGUUGUUCCAUUGGGCUCCCUGGCAGAUGGACCCCCAUCCCUGAUAUUUAUCCUGAUGGUGAUUGCGUCCACAGUAGUUACGGGUGUUGUUCUGACCUGUGCCAGCCUCACGCUCAUCUAUUACCGUAAGAAGAACCACCUGCAUGCAGUCAGGAUUCGACUACAGAGCCCAGAGUACAAGCUUAGCAAAAUCCGCUCGUCAACCAUAAUGACUGACUACAACCCCAACUACUGCUUUGCUGGCAAGGCGGCUUCACUGAGUGAGCUUAAGGAGGUUCCACGUAAGAACAUCACCCUCCUCAGGGCGUUGGGACAUGGUGCCUUUGGGGAAGUGUAUGAGGGCCAGGUUUUGGGUAUGAAUGGAGAAAACACAGCCAUGCAGGUUGCUAUAAAGACUCUUCCAGAAAUCUGUUCUGAGCAGGAUGAGAUGGAUUUCCUAAUGGAGGCUCUGAUUAUGAGUAAGUUCAGCCAUCAGAACAUUGUGCGCUGUAUUGGCGUCAGUCUGCAGAUCCUGCCUCGCUUCAUACUGCUGGAGCUCAUGACAGGAGGAGACAUGAAAACUUUCCUGAGACUGAACCGCCCCAGAACUAAUCAGCCGUCUUCUCUAAGUAUGCUGGAGCUUCUACAUAUGGCCAGAGACAUUGCACUUGGUUGUCGCUAUCUAGAAGAGAACCACUUCAUCCACAGGGACAUUGCAGCACGAAACUGCCUUUUGACCUGUCCUGGUCCAGAGAGAGUGGCUAAAAUUGGAGAUUUUGGGAUGGCUCGAGACAUUUAUAGGGCGAGUUACUAUAGGAAGGGUGGCCGUGCCAUGUUGCCGGUGAAGUGGAUGCCACCUGAAGCCUUUCUAGAGGGCAUUUUUACAUGCAAGACUGACACCUGGUCUUUUGGGGUACUGCUGUGGGAGAUUUUCUCUCUUGGAUACAUGCCUUAUCCAUGCAAGACCAAUCAGGAGGUAUUGGAGUUUGUAACAGGUGGAGGUCGUAUGGAUCCGCCUAAGAGCUGCCCAGGCCCUGUUUAUCGGAUCAUGACACAGUGUUGGCAACACUGUCCAGAACACCGACCAAACUUCUCUACUAUUUUAGAGAGGAUCAACUACUGUACACAGGACCCUGAUGUCAUCAACACCCCUCUUCCAGUGGAGUAUGGUCCAGCUGUCGAAGAAGAAGGUGGCACUGUGAUCCGUCCUGAAGGAUCAGGCAGUAUGACUCCUCUUCUAGUGGCCCACUCUAUGUCCCAGGAUGCUUCCCCUCGAAUGGGCAUCACUGGUUCACCCCCACAAGCCCUCAAACCUACAAAGCUACAAAGACUGGCCCAUCUUGCACAGGAGGUGGGCAUGUACAGAGAAACAUUAGAGCCAUGUUGGGCUGAGCCAGUUCCUGCUCCAGAAGUUUGUCCAGGACAAUGGCUUCAGGUCCCAGAGCACCGGCCGUGCUCCAGGAGCAGUUCGUCGUCAGGCAGCCAGAAUCUAAAGAACAAGACUAAAAACCUUUGGAACCCCACCUACGGUUCCUGGAUCCUGGAGAGCUUCGGAAGAGGGAAGACAUCCUUAUGUCACACCCAGUCCAUGCCUCUGUCUUGCAACCCCACGUCCAUGUCUGUCCCGUCCUCUACAUCGGAGCGCAUUGACCCUGGAGUAGAAGUUAACACAAAUGUCUCGACAUCCCCACCUUUGUCUGCAGGAUCCUCCCAGACCACGUUCAGUCCUACAGGGCCUCCCUCUCGGAAGAGUCCAACAGGGGCUACGGGCAGCUCGCUCACUGCGGUUAUGGAUUUGCCAAAACUCCAGAGCUUCCCGUGUGGCAACGUAAACUAUGCGUAUGAUGAGCAGAGCUACGAGACUGAGAGUUUGCCUGUAGUUGUGUCCAAAUCUGUGGAGCCCAGCACCAGCUCUUCGGCUACAUCUUCACUUGCUGCCCUCGGCCUGGCCACAACAUUUACCCACAAACCACUGGUGAAACGCCCUGCUAGCUACGGACACGAGGAUUUAAGGAGGCACACCCAGUCUGAGAAGCCCACGAGGGACAGGGAUUCUGGUUUUUCCUUAUCUGAAGACCUCAGUGUCACCCCUGUGUAGCAUUGAAGAAUAGUCCUAAUUUUUUGGUGUUAUUUUGUUUUUGGAACAAAUGUAUUUUACUGCAAUAUCUGCAGUGGAUUAUCUAGAGGCAGAAUGGUAGGUUAAGGCUGGAAUACACUUCACGACUUUUAAAAUCUGUGUAAUUUUAAAACACUAGGCAUUGUACACUUGCCGAAACUAAGAACCACACACUAAAUUACUAAGUUGCAGUCAUUUGCAGGCUAAAAAGGUUGAUUGUCAAUAGUGUAGAGACGUAUCACACCGCUCACACCGAAGUCACUUUCAAACCAAGUGGUUUUCUGUUGGUCAACAUAGAGAAUCCAUGUGAUCAACUUGAACCUGUUGCAAAUCUGCAAGGGGAAAUCUUUAGCCUUUGACUUUGAAUUUCACCAGCUAAAAACUUUGCAGAACAACUUCAAGACAAUUUGACCUCACCUUGAAGAUCACACACUACCAGACUUUCAAGUCAUUCUGAAUGCAGCAAAGUCAUGCAGAAACAUGUGCCUCGUUGACGGAGACACAUGACAAAUAAAAACAAUGUGUUCUAAAACUGGCUUAAAAUAUCAAACAUGUUUGAAACUCUCAGAAACUAGAUGGUAUCAUAGCCUGAAGCUAAAAAAUCAGUCUUUAUCCAUUAUACACUACACAAUUUUCUGCAAAAUUUGUGACCGCCAAAAUCUUCAGACUUAGGUAAUUUGCGUCAUCCUCAUCAAGACGGCAAAUUGGGGCAAAUAUCUGAGGAAAAGUUUUGUAGUAUAUUCCAGUCUUUAAUAACUGCGUGUUGGAAACUAUGUGCAAGAGACUACAUUAUUGCUGUGUGGUACCAAAGACAUGAGGAGUCGUAGCUAAUUUGCCAUUAUGAGGCGGCAAAUGGCUGAUGGUUUCUAUUGAAACUUCCACUUGGCUAAUAGCAGCCCUUUUACACUGGAUUCUCAUCUACUGUCAACACUGUGAAAACAUAUGAUGUUCACUUUAAGGACCACAUGAAGUGAGAAGUCCUUUUCUACUGAUUAGUCAUAAUUACCAAUAAAUACAUACAGUAUGUAGGUUUAGAUGUCCUUUACGAAUUUGCAUUUUGCAGCUGGUUUUAAGUGUAUUUUACAGGAAGAUGCAAAGCAUGUUCAGACCUCACACAAAUGGAAAAUCCUACUCCAUGCCACAUAAUAAUCAAUCACCAAACCUAGUAAUACUGAAUUGAUUUGUUAAAAGUAGUUAUUUGAGUGACUUGACCAACUUUAAAUGAAACACUAAAAAGUUGGUCUAAAAAAGGGACAGUUCACCAAAAUAAUACAAUUGUCAUUAUUUACUUCAAGUUGGUCCAAACAUAUGACAUUUUUUCUUCGAUAUUUUCAAAAAUAUCUGAUUAAAUGAUUUUUAAAGCAUUUUUUUUCUCCAUACAACAAAAGUCAAUAUGUUGUUUUGGACUACCGUAGCCAGGGGCAUCGGACUGGGGGUAAAACCAGUACUGAUUACCAGGGCCCCAAAGGAAGAGAGGGCCCUUGAAAGUCCGGAAUAUAUUUUA
This is a messenger RNA of Cyprinus carpio (common carp), 6238 nucleotides long. It is a transcript of the gene ltk, whose product is annotated as tyrosine-protein kinase receptor. Lineage: Eukaryota; Metazoa; Chordata; Actinopteri; Cypriniformes; Cyprinidae. The record is from RefSeq and is a predicted model, not a curated record. Gene Ontology annotation, molecular function: protein binding; transmembrane receptor protein tyrosine kinase activity; ATP binding. Gene Ontology annotation, cellular component: signaling receptor complex; membrane. Gene Ontology annotation, biological process: cell surface receptor protein tyrosine kinase signaling pathway; multicellular organism development; protein phosphorylation.